GCAAGAGAGCGAUCAUUGCAGGGCCUCAGAAAUCGCUCCCACGGCAAGACUCACCACCCGUUGGGUCGGCCAGACCAGACUCCGCCUUCCCGCUUGCCCGCCUGCCGCUCUUCGCCGCAGAUCUUCUGAAUAAAAGCAAGCUGUAGAGCGACAAACUUGGUAGCGCUGAAGAGCGACCAGACAGGAAUCGCCAGGCAGUAAAAUCAGCUUGCCGUAAGCAUGUCCACCACGCGACCUGGUCAAGCAGCAUUCGAGGUGGCCUAUCUCGGCCCACCAGGCACCUAUUCGCACCAAGUGGCCCUUGGGCUCUAUCCUGACUACCGUGACAACCAAGCCUCCAGCUCAAAGGUCACCCUAAUACCCUAUGACACUAUCACGCAAACUGCCGCUUCUAUCUUAAGUGCCUCGGCACCUCGGCGCUUGGCGUUGUUACCCUUGAAGAACUCGACGCAUGGCAUCGUCAAGGAGACGGAGGAAUUUCUCGCGAGCAGCCCAGUGCCCGUAGAGACGAUCAAGACGGUGGAGCUCGCUGUCAGGCAUGCAUUGCUGGUCAACAGCAAGACGUAUGAGAGGCUACAGCAAGUCAAGGAUAGCGACCGUCCUCUCAGCGACGAAGCGCUAAAGUCAAUAGAGAAGGUCUACUCCCACGAGCAGGCCCUUGGCCAAUGUCGCCACUUUCUAGACUCGCACCUCCCGCUCACUUCAUCCCAAGACGGCCGCAUCAACGUCUCAAGCACAGCGUUGGCCGCCUCAAUGAUAGCCAAGGACGACUCCGGCACCAUGGUUGCUGCGCUCGCCUCAGAUAUCUGCGCGACAAAAGGUAUCUACGAGGGAUUGAAGGUAGCGAGAGCGGGCGUACAGGAUAGAGACGAUAACGUCACUACCUUCAUUCUGGUGAGAGCGAGAGAAGAGGGACAGAGAUGAGACAAUACCAUAGAUCAAGUGACGAGCCUACGCCGAGUGUGAGAAGGCAUCGAAGCCGAUGAGCUCUGGCGGCAUGGUGCGAUUUCCUUCUCACGUUUCUUCUUGACUCUUGCUCUAACUCGUCGUCGUCCUCGAA
This is a messenger RNA of Jaminaea rosea, 1060 nucleotides long. RefSeq names its product Prephenate dehydratase. The record is from RefSeq and is a predicted model, not a curated record. Gene Ontology annotation, cellular component: cytoplasm. Lineage: Eukaryota; Fungi; Basidiomycota; Exobasidiomycetes; Microstromatales. The coding region runs from base 220 to 924 and encodes 234 amino acids. Gene Ontology annotation, molecular function: prephenate dehydratase activity. Gene Ontology annotation, biological process: L-phenylalanine biosynthetic process. The transcript has 2 exons.